Molecule: messenger RNA, 975 nt
Organism: Symbiodinium necroappetens
Lineage: Eukaryota; Dinophyceae; Suessiales; Symbiodiniaceae
Source: the annotation of a GenBank genome assembly
AUGCAAGGUGUGAUUCGGGCUUGGGCCGAGCUAUCAGCACACUCGCUGCUGGCCUUGCGCGUCUCGAAACCCACCUCUGAUGUGCUACAGCUCUUGCGCCUCUUUUUUUUCGCCACGCAGCAGAGACACUGGUACAAGAAGCCAGGUCCUAUGCCUGCCAUCAGCAAUGCAGACGAAAUUAGCUGCGACCCUUGCGGCUGCCUUGCCCAGAAAGCCAUUUCUGCAAACUUGCCUUCGCAGGACUAUCACAACGCAGCUGCCAACUACUUAAGAUGGGAAGCGCGAGUGAGAGGCCAGCACCCAUUUUUUUCUGAAGCCUUGAAAUAUCAGACGGACAAAGUCACCUAUCACCGCUAUGAGCUGUUCUACCACCGGACGCUGCCCAGACGCCUGGAUCACGAUGGUGGUGCCGGAUGCUUUCUGGAGAUUGGCUUCGGCUGCGUUGCAUUCGUUCGGGGGGUUGCUCUCUCUGCAGGCAUUUGGCCGGUCGUAUUUCCAGGUGCCAAAGUGCACAUUCUGGAAAUCGACGGGCCCUGCGUUCAGAAUCUUUCGACCUGGCUUCAGAAGCAAAACUACAGCGUUCAUGUAGUGGAUGCAGGCGCGGUUCUGGAGCUGGAGCGGUUGAAACAUGACGUGUUCCUGCGAGGAUGCCCGCAGGGGUUGCUCAGUCUGGUCGUCGACGAUGGUUCACACAACAGCUCCGACCUUGUGACCACUUUCCUGAGCUUGUAUCCCUCCUUGAAGCCCGGAGGCCAGUACUACAUGGAGGAUCUAGGCCUCACCUCCUACAAUGUUUAUGAUUCCCUCGAACCCAUGACGACCAAAGGGCAAGAACGACCAGGCACGGCCUUCUUUUUCGUUGCUUCCCUUCUCCGCGGCCUCUUCGCCAAGUGGCCUCGGUCCUACGCUCCCUUCCAGGAUGUGGGACUCCUCCGCUGCUGGCUCAACAUUUGCCUCAUCGAGAAAUCUCAGUGA